AUGGCCACCCCCAGCAUCGACGAGACCCCCAUCUCCGCAUCCCCCACAGACCGUCGCAACUCUCUCGAGAAACACCUCCAGACCCGUCCCGACAUGCAAGUCCUCAAAGACCGCCACAUUCUCCUCGACACGAACGUUGCUCCCUCCCUCCAAGCCGCCCGUCAAGAACUCGCCCGCCAUCACACAACAGACAGUCUUAAGAAACAUCUCGAGCAUAGACCGGAUCGCGAGGAGCUUGUUGAGCGGAAUAUUCUUCCAACUACGCACGCUGCCCCGGCCUUGCAGGCGCAUGCGCGCGAACUCGAGAAACAUAUGAUUGCGAAUCACCUGGACCAGAAGAUACAGGAUCGUCCGAACCCGGAGGAUUUGAUCUCGCAGGGCAUUUUGACGGAGGAUGAGGAUCCGAGGUUUCCGGUUGUUUAA
Aspergillus sclerotioniger CBS 115572 is the source of this 423-nucleotide messenger RNA. RefSeq names its product RPEL repeat-containing protein. The transcript is spliced from 3 exons. The record is from RefSeq and is a predicted model, not a curated record. Lineage: Eukaryota; Fungi; Ascomycota; Eurotiomycetes; Eurotiales; Aspergillaceae. Bases 1 to 423 code for a protein of 140 amino acids.